UGCAUAUACCCUUUGGUGGAUUCCCUGUUUCAUAUGUGUCGAUUGAAUCUCUCCUUUCCAUGAACAGGAAAACAGUAUGAAUUGGUCGACUCCGCUAAUGAACAUACCAACUUGGGGUCAGAUUAUGUAAGUUUGGCAUAUCGAGUCAGUUUAUGCCAAAUUUCGUCAACUUGACUCUUGUCAAAAUGACACAUAAAACAGGCGAUGCUACCUCGAAAAUGACCCGCUUUCAAGCAUUUCAGACCGAAAUCGAAGACAUACGCAAUCGCGAAUUGGCUAAACGGCGAGUUCAAGGAGCAGCGGUUAUGGCAAAGGAGAAGGAUAACAAAGAUCCUCCGUCUAAAGGGAAAGGGAAAGCCGAUGAACAUAAAAAGGUCAUCGUCUUGAGCGAGCCCAUGGCAAAGGAGAAGGAUAACAAGGACUUUUCAUCGAAGGGGAAAGAGAAAGCUGACGAACAUAGAACGGUUGUCGUCUUGGGCGAGCAUGCUGAUAGCACCGGAUUCUCCGAGAUAGAGGAGGAGAUCUUGACUUUAUUACAGUCUAGACUGCCCAAUGACUUCAACUCGGCGCGAGACAUGAUCGCUGCCUUGAUUACCCAAAAUUACGGUGAAUAUGUCCUACGAAUUGGUUCCCAACCGCCGCAUGCGUUAUUGUUCUCUGGAGAGCUCACAGACUCGUCGGACGGAUGGACAGGAACUGAGAAGACUGCACAAGACUUGGACACGUUACGGCAAAGAAUUACUGAUGCUGUUGAGGAGAUUGGCGGUAAGGUUUCCGUACUUUGCGAAACUAGGACUGGACAUCCGCGAAUAUCACUCCUCCUACGGCUACCCCCUCCAAAUGUCUCUCUCACUCCGGAAGUUCGAUGCGCUGUAGUAGGAAACGUUGACAGCGGGAAGUCUACUACCCUGGGUGUACUGACGCGUGGUGCAUUAGAUGAUGGGAGAGGUCGGGCGCGGGUAGCUCUCUUUCGACACAAACACGAAAUUGAAACUGGGCGGACGUCCAGCGUAGGAAUGGAGAUCCUUGGCUUUGGACCUUCGGGCGCCCCGAUCCUCCCUACCACCGCAAAUUCUUCCGACCCGGAUGUUAUACGAAGAGAAAAGUUGGGCUGGGAAGAGAUUUCCAUACAGGCUGCCAAAAUUGUCUCUUUCAUUGACCUUGCUGGCCAUGAGCGAUAUCUCAAAACUACUCUCUAUGGACUAACGUCGGGCGCACCUUCCUGCGUCAUAUUAACUGUCGGUGCUAAUGCGGGCUUGAUUGGAAUGUCGAAAGAGCAUUUAUCCAUUGCACUGGCCUUGAGUGUACCGAUCGUCGUUUGUAUCACUAAGAUUGACAUGACACCACCCAAUGUGACUGCAGAGACCAUCAAACAAGUUGCCAAGAUACUGGGGAGCCCGGGGUGUCGUAAAAUACCCGUGUUCGUGAAAUCUAUUGAGACAUCCGUCGAAAUUGCGACUUCUUUCGGGCAAGACAAACGUUGCCCUAUUUUUCAAGUGUCGAAUGUCACUGGAGAAGGCCUUGACUAUAUACGCACAUUCCUGAACCUACUUCCCUCCAGUGAGGCGGACAGCGACAAAUUUGCGCCGAAUCAGCCGCUAGAGUUCUCUGUCACUGACGUGUGGUCAGUGCCGUAUGUGGGCACAGUCGUGAAUGGGAUCGUCAACAACGGUAGCACCAAGACUGGUGACGCAGUGUUGCUGGGACCGGAUUCUAAUGGGAAUUAUUUAAGCACCGUCAUUAAGAGCAUGCAAAGGAAAAGAGCGCCGGUGACAACGGCUGAUGCAGGCCAGUGUGUCGCUUUUGCCUUGAAGCGGGUACGAAAAGCGGCUGUCCGGAAGGGGAUGGUUUUGGUGAGCAAAUCGGAGUCGCCUCCUCGUGCUAUACGGCAAUUCGAGGGACAGGUCCUCAUUCUAUAUCAUAACACCACGCUGCAAAGAAACUACCAGGCCAUGUUACAUUGUGGCGCUGUGAGGCAAACGGUGAGAAUCAUCGGAAUGGAUCAUCCUCAAGGGGUUCUUCGAACGGGGGACCGUGCCACUGUGCAGUUUGAAUUCAUCUCACACCCUGAAUUUGUGAAGGAAGGAAUGAAACUGCUAUUCCGAGAGGGCAAAACCAAAGGUCUCGGGGUUAUUACACGGUUAUUGUAGCGCGCAGGUCCGUUUUAGCUAAGUUCUUUCUUGUUUAUGGAUAUGUAGAUGUUGUACUCGUUUAUGAUGGACACGGUUGUUGUACUUUGUUCGGGUGCUGUCAUGUCGAUAAUCGUUAUGUAUUUUUUGGUCGCCAGCCAGGGCGAUGUAGCAGGAUGCAGCACAAGAAUGGAUAUGUCGUCGCCAAGGGAUUUGAAAU
Messenger RNA from Desarmillaria tabescens, 2349 nucleotides. Its product is annotated as GTP-binding protein 1. The record is from RefSeq and is a predicted model, not a curated record. Bases 153 to 2150 code for a protein of 665 amino acids. Gene Ontology annotation, molecular function: translation elongation factor activity; GTP binding; GTPase activity. The transcript is spliced from 15 exons. Gene Ontology annotation, biological process: translational elongation. Lineage: Eukaryota; Fungi; Basidiomycota; Agaricomycetes; Agaricales; Physalacriaceae.